Amphimedon queenslandica is the source of this 1729-nucleotide messenger RNA. RefSeq names its product arginine--tRNA ligase-like. The transcript has 14 exons. NCBI's taxonomy places the organism in Eukaryota, Metazoa, Porifera, Demospongiae, Haplosclerida, Niphatidae. The record is from RefSeq and is a predicted model, not a curated record. Gene Ontology annotation, biological process: arginyl-tRNA aminoacylation; tRNA C3-cytosine methylation. Gene Ontology annotation, molecular function: arginine-tRNA ligase activity; ATP binding; tRNA binding. Bases 14 to 1630 code for a protein of 538 amino acids.
CUUGGAAGCUAAAAUGGCUGCAGUUCCUCUCUCAACUCCUUUUGAGAAGAGGCUACUCCAAAAUGGAGACAAGUUCCUGCAAGAGCUCUCUAAGCAAACAGAGUCUAAGUACAGGACCUGUUGUCUCCUUGCAAACUCUUCAAAAUGUCCUGGAGAAUUUAUGAUAAUUGCACACAAGCUCCUGGAGUCUCUCAAAUUGAAAUUCAGUACAGAAGAAGAGACCAUCGUAAUAGAUGCUUUAAAUCAGCUUAAAUGCGAUAUUGAUUUAUCAUCAUUAUUGGGUCCUGUAUCAAGUAUCACCGAUUCAGUCGUGUACAUAAAACUGAACAGGCCAAUAAUUUUUAAGGAGACCAUUAUUGACACGUUGAGAUACUUGGCUGCUUCUUGUGCUUCCUUUAUCACUGAUGCUGAUGUAAUCGUGUGUCCUCAUUUUGAUACAAAGAAGUCCUCUUUAAAAGUAUCUAUGGAAACUGGGAGGUUGUUAAUGGCUGCAAAACUUCUGAGUAAGUUGUUUAAUACUAUGCCUUGUUUGCUAACAGAAAGAAAGUUAAUUGACAGCUCUCCUUUAUUAUCAUCGUUACUCUCGCCAUUUGAGUCUCGGGUUUAUAGCAGUGAAGGUUUGAGAAGAGAGGAAUUUCUAAAAAACCUUCGGCCAUGGUACGAAGAGCCUAGCUCUUCUAUCAAAGUAAUCGCUGAAUUAUUUUUAAAAGAGAAAUCUCUUUACGGAAGGAAUAAAUUUUCGAGGAACAUCAAUAAAAUCGAAGUUGAAACUAGUGAAGCAAGCUUAACAGGAGCUGGCCACUUGGGACUGAGAAUAUACCAAACAAUAGUGGAGAAGAACAAACAACAGACUAAACUUGUAAUUCCUACGACACAGGGUCUUGCCUAUCUAACUCAGCAAGCUGCAGUCCUCGCUUUAAUGGCUGCUAGCAGCAAGAAAAUAGAUAUUACUACUUCGUUAUCGAUUCUUGAAGUGUCUCAUAUUACUUACGUUAAUGGUGACGCUUGCGACUUGGAGAGUUAUGUUCAGAGCAGGUAUCAAUGUACUAAAGAUGCUUCUGAAAUAAAGGAGUUUGAGGUAGAGAGCAUUUCAUCAAAAAUGGCAGAUGCUGCUGUCAAAUUUGAAGUACUUUCAACCCCACUGAAAAACCCAUUAAAGCUUGUUUUGCCAACUCAAGCAUCUGAGUUCAGUGUUUAUCUCGAAGGAACUUUUGUGAUGUACAAUUAUGCAAGAAUGGCAACCCUUGAGAGAAACUACAGAGACAGCAUUAGUAAAGGGGUUUACCCGGCUCAACCGCAACCACAAGACAUUGAUUAUUUCUUACUUAAUGAUGAAGACGAAUGGGAACUAUUGUAUAGCUAUAUUCUACUGUAUCCAUCAAUGCUUAGAGAUGCAACAAAACUCACGGGAUCUAUAAUAGCUACAAAUACAAUGAACAAACUCCCUCAGUUUCUCAUUAAAUUAUGCCAUUUAUUUAGCAGCUACUACAGCCGUGUUAAGAUACUACUGCCUCCCGAGCCACAUUUGUUUCCACUGAUACAUGCAAGAAUGACAUUAGUAAUUGCAUUGAAACAAGUACUGUUCAAUGGGCUACAGAUACUAGGAAUAUCACCUUUAGAAAAACUUUAAUAAGAAAAUAUUUGACUUAUAUAUAUAUAUUAAUAUGCAAACAUUAUUCAUUAUUUCUCUCUCUGUUCUGAAUUAUAAAUAUCUUAUCAGUCAACACUA